CACACAAGGGUCUUUAUUCGGAUUAGAGUCCUGGCUCAUGACUGUCACCAGCACAGCGGCACAGGAGCGAGAGCCCCAGACCUGCCAAACAAGGGGUUUUUAUGUGUGGUUACCAGAGGCUUGGGGGGUGAGGGGAAGUGGGGAAAUUUCAGACUUCCCUGCAGCAAGCUGAUUAGCUGUUGCCGGGGUGUUUGCAGGGUGGGGUAUAGCGGUUUUUCCUGUAACUAAAAUAGGGUAGAGUUCAGCCCCUGGUCACAGCUGAGAUGGAUGCCAAAGCUAAGAGGGCUGUACUUGUGCUAACGUUAAACUUGAGGUGGGAUGGCCUUAAUUUUCUCGGCCUCCACAGGGCUCAAGGGUGCACACAGGCUGGCCCAGGAUCAUUCGUUGUUUAUACACAGCUUGUGUGUUCAAGGAUCACGGGACUGAACUUUCCAAGUCCGAGCUGUUACUAGGUUGGCCAACAGGGAGAGGGGCGAACACAAAAUUGUUGGGGGAUUAUAGCGGUGGGGAAGAGCCAGGGUGAUUUAAUCUGGCUCCAGAAGGGGUGGAUUGUGGGGAAGUAGUAAUUCUCAGCCCGUCUGCUCAGUCCUGUGCCAGGCACCUAAUCCAAUGGAAUGUACGUGCUGACGGAUGGGCUCCUAGGGGAUAAAGCAGCGGACGGUUAAGGCAAUCGAUAAGUCAGGGAUUGUUGCCCCCACUGCAGAGACGAAGGCAAUGAAGCCAAAACGGUAUUCCAUCCAAGCCUGCCAGAGGUCAGGGCGGAGCCAAUCCCCCAGCCGCGACUCCUUCUACCCACCUCACCGCGUCCGGCUCCCGCCGGCACCCCAACCCCGCCCCUCCCACCACACUUCCGGAUUCCGCUCCGCCCACCCGGGAGUACUUUCGGCCCCCGGUACCGGAAACUGCGGCCGGGAGCCGUGGAGCGGCAGCCAUGGGUGCCCGGUGGUGCUGAGAGCAGUGGGGCAUGGCUGUGGUCCUGCAGGUUCUGCCCUGCGUGGCCCGAGCCCUCUUACGCCCGCUCCUCAUGGGGAUCCCGGUGGUCCGGCUGGCCAGCGGCAUGGCCCUGGCAGAGCAGGCACAGCAGCUCUUCGAGAGCACUGUGGGGGCCGUGCUUCCAGGCCCCAUGCUGCACCGGGCACUGUGCUUGGAUCCUGGCAGUGGGCUGCUGAAGGUGCGGGAUCGGAGCUUUCAGCUGCGUCAAAACCUCUAUCUGGUGGGCUUUGGCAAGGCUGUGCUGGGCAUGGCCGCUGCAGCGGAGGAGCUCCUGGGCCAGCAUCUCGUGCAGGGUGUGAUCAGCGUGCCCAAGGGGAUUCGUGCUGCUAUGGAGCAUACUGGCAAGCAGGAGAUGCUGCUGAAGCCACACAGCCGUGUCCAGGUAUUUGAGGGUGCAGAGGACAACCUCCCAGACCGAGAUGCACUUCGGGCUGCACUGGCCAUCCGGCAACUGGCCGAAGGUCUCACAGCUGACGAUCUCCUGCUUGUACUCAUCUCAGGUGGGGGCUCAGCCUUGCUCCCUGCCCCUAUUCCGCCUGUGACACUGGAAGAAAAGCAGACACUCACCAAGCUGCUGGCAGCCCGUGGAGCCAACAUCCAGGAGCUGAACACCAUCCGGAAGGCCUUGUCCCAGCUCAAGGGUGGGGGGCUGGCUCAAGCUGCCUACCCUGCCCAGGUGGUGAGCCUGAUUUUGUCAGACGUGGUGGGGGACCCAGUGGAGGUGAUCGCCAGCGGCCCCACCGUGGCCAGUGUCCACAGCGUGCAAGACUGCCUGCACAUCCUCAAUCACUACGGCCUUCGAGCUGCCCUGCCCCGUUCCGUGAAGACCGUGUUGGCUCGGUCUGACUCUGACCCUCACGGGCCGCACAGCUGUGGUCACGUGCUCAACGUGAUCAUUGGCUCAAAUGCGCUGGCCCUGGCUGAGGCCCAGCGGCAGGCCGAGGCACUUGGGUACCGGGCCGUGGUGCUGAGCGCAGCCAUACAGGGUGACGUGAAAAGUGUGGCCCGGUUCUACAGGUUGCUCACCCAAGUGGUCGGAGCCCACCUCACCCCGCCUGGGACUGGGGCCUCCGUGGAGGAGGAGGCACAACUCUGGGAGCUGGCAGCUGAGCUCCAGCUCCCAGACCUGCAGCUCAAGGAGGCCCUGGAGGCCGUGGUGGGGGCUGGGGGCCCUGUCUGCCUGUUGGCUGGUGGUGAGCCCACUGUGCAGUUGCAGGGCUCAGGAAAGGGUGGCCGGAACCAGGAACUGGCUCUACGUGUCGGAGCAGAGCUGGGACAAUGGCCACUGGGGUCUCUGGAGGUGCUGUUUUUGAGUGGUGGCACUGAUGGACAGGAUGGGCCCACAGAGGCAGCUGGGGCCUGGGUCGUACCCGAGCUUGCCAGCCAGGCUGCCGCUGAGGGCCUGGACGUGGCUGCCUUCCUAUCCCGCAAUGACUCUCAUACCUUCUUCCGCUGCUUCCGAGGCGGGGCGCACCUGCUGCACACGGGGCUGACUGGGACCAACGUCAUGGACGCCCACCUCCUGUUCCUGCGGCCGCGGUGAUGGCGUGGAUCAUGGUUGAGUGCAGAGGAGACCUACGGGGCAGCAACCUGGGGCAGACCAGGGUUGGUCCCCAAGGCCUAACCAGGCCUGAGGGCCCCUUCUGUCCUUGGCAGUGGCUGCUCUGUUGACCCUGGGCCUCUUUUCUGUGCUCGUUCCCCCAGCCAGACUGGCAGAUUGGGGCCUUCUCCUCUCCCUCCUCUUGGUCAUGACAGCAGCUAACCCUGAAGAUUGGGAUGAGCCCCUUGGCCCGUUGGCUAUUCCUGGUCUUCUCCCCAACAGCAGGCAGCCCCUCUGCUGAGCUCUUGAGUGUCUUUUCUAUGGGGUGAAGUGAGAAGGACUGCAAAUAAACAGAGCCACACUAUGGAUUCUCUGUGUCUUCUCCCUCAGAGCAAAGACUCCGAGCUGCUGGAAAUGGGGUCAGGCUGUAGCCCCAGCACUGCGCCUCUCUAGGGGUUCCCCAUCCCCCUCUC
Molecule: messenger RNA, 3006 nt
Organism: Enhydra lutris kenyoni (northern sea otter)
Lineage: Eukaryota; Metazoa; Chordata; Mammalia; Carnivora; Mustelidae
Product: glycerate kinase
Exons: 5
Coding region: 965-2536 (523 amino acids)
Biological process (GO): protein phosphorylation
Cellular component (GO): cytoplasm
Molecular function (GO): glycerate kinase activity
Source: RefSeq, a predicted model, not a curated record